AUGCUGGGAGCUGGAGGGUUCCUGGUUUCGCUCCUCUGGCGUCUCUGGCAGCUGCUCAAGGACUGGCUGCACUCGAAGCUGCUGAUCUACUACGAACUCGACCGCGGCACCCAAGAGCACUUCGCGCUGUGCCGAUGGAUGGAGGAGCAUCCGGCGAUCAGCAGCGCAUCCCUGCGGUGGAGACCUUCGCUCAUGGUGGAAGAAGAUCCCCUAGAGGAUGUCUUGUGCAACAGCGACUCAGACACUGGCGGCAGCCAUGGCAGAGACAGUAAGGUAGCCCUGCGCCCGGUGGUGGACAGGGAGGUGUUGGUAUGGUGGAAGUCAUGGCCAGUAUGGCUGAGGAGAUGCCCAACUUCGCCAUCUCCUCGCGCAGACAGGAACGAUCACUUGCCAUCUACCAGCUCGUGGUAUGGUCAGCUCUCAUCGCACGGCUCUCCUUGGACGGAGUUAGACCUGAACAACGGGAAGAUUGAGGUCUGCAUGCUGAGGUACAAGGGCCACCAACGGAUGCGGGAGCUCAUCUUGGAGGGAAAGAGGCUGUCUUCCCGCUUUCUGGUCAAGAAGACACAGUUCUUUCGGGUAUCUGGAAACCAGGGGUACGGGCUAGGUGGCCGCACGGGAUGCUCUUGGGUGGACGGAGGGUUCCGGCUCAGCCGUCCCAUCAAGUCAGUCAUACUGGAUGGGACCGAUGGGGAGGACAUCUUCAGUGAUGUGCAGGAGUUUCUCAGAUCGGAGCAGUGGUAUGCAGGGAGGGGGCUGCCGUACAGACGGGUACUUGCUGCACGGACCGCCAGGGACAGGCAAGAGCUCGUUAGUGAAAGCGAUUGCGGGGGAAUUCCAAGUGAUCACAAGAUGCCGGUCUACAUAUUGUCCAUGGCGUUGGAGACUUUGAACGAUGAAGGGUUGAAUUCUCUUUUCUCUUCCGCUGCACAGAAGAGCAUCAUCUUACUCGAGGACAUCGACAGCACUCGAAGAAGGUUCUUGCACAACGACUUAGACAGUGGAAGGACAGGUGCAUCGAUCAGUCUCGAAGGACUCCUGAAUGCUAUCGAUGGGGUGGACGCUCAGGAAUCAAGAAUCGUUUUCAUGACAUGCAACAACAUUGAAGCGCUUGAUCCAGCUCUUAUACGACCCGGUAGAAUCGAUUAUCAACUGAAGUUCGGAAAGGCGACCCGUUUCCAGCUCUCUCGACUUUUCAAGCACUUUUAUGAGAACGAUCUGAGGGCGGAAUUCACAGCGAGCAAACUAGACGAGCUGGCCGACUUGUUUGCUACAGCGUUUCCAGAAGCAUCUGUUACCACCGCGGAAGCAAUGAGCCAUCUCCUUCGGAAAUCUCCUUUCGAGGCUGUUGACAAACUUGUCAUCAGAUCAGACACCAAGAAGGUCUUGGAUGCAAAGGAGAACGUCUACAGGCAGAAAGAGAUUUGGUCGAAAGAUGAAGUCUUCAUAUCCAUAGACAAACUCUACAUCUUGGCUUCUGUCCUCUGUUACUUUCACUCCCCUCAUAUAUUUCCCAGGGAUGUCUGCGAUGUCACAACGUAA
Guillardia theta CCMP2712 is the source of this 1542-nucleotide messenger RNA. RefSeq lists its product as hypothetical. Gene Ontology annotation, molecular function: ATP hydrolysis activity; ATP binding. The transcript has 15 exons. Bases 1 to 1542 code for a protein of 513 amino acids. The record is from RefSeq and is a predicted model, not a curated record. NCBI's taxonomy places the organism in Eukaryota, Cryptophyceae, Pyrenomonadales, Geminigeraceae.